Molecule: messenger RNA, 1660 nt
Organism: Rattus rattus (black rat)
Lineage: Eukaryota; Metazoa; Chordata; Mammalia; Rodentia; Muridae
Gene: Dao
Product: D-amino acid oxidase
Exons: 12
Coding region: 355-1395 (346 amino acids)
Molecular function (GO): FAD binding; D-amino-acid oxidase activity
Source: RefSeq, a predicted model, not a curated record
GAGGCUCAUCUCCAGCUGGCUUGGGCCUUAGAAACCCCUCCUUCCCCCACCCCCCCAGGCCUCUUCGCAGGGGCUUGGGAUCAGCCAGAAAAGUCAGGCAGCUCACUAGAGGGAGGAAACAGAAGGUCCCGUGGCCAGACUGAUUCCUGCUCCUGGAGAAGUGCAGUGCCCAGCCCCACCCCUUGCCCUGUGCCCCCUCUACUGCCGAAGACUUUGACCUGGCGUUCCAGUCCUAGCUGGUGGGCAGAGGGCUGAAGUCAACGCAGCCCAGAAUCAGGAGCAAUCCUGCUGGAGACAGGUUCCUGCACCCCCAGGCCAUUUUUCUCUAGACACUUGGCACCAUCGGCUGGGGUGAUGCGCGUGGCCGUGAUUGGAGCGGGAGUCAUCGGACUGUCUACAGCCCUCUGCAUUCAUGAACGUUACCACCCAGCCCAGCCUCUGCACAUGAAGAUCUAUGCGGAUCGCUUCACGCCGUUCACUACCAGCGAUGUGGCUGCGGGAUUCUGGCAGCCUUAUCUCUCUGACCCCAGCAACCCGCAGGAGGCGGAGUGGAACCAGCAAACUUUCGAUCACCUUCUGAGCUGCCUCCAUUCUCCAAACGCUGAGAAAAUGGGCUUGGCCCUAAUCUCAGGCUACAACCUCUUCCGAGAUGAAGUCCCGGACCCUUUCUGGAAAAGAACAGUUCUGGGAUUCCGGAAGCUGACCCCCAGAGAGUUGGACAUGUUCCCUGAUUAUAGCUAUGGCUGGUUCAACACGAGCCUCCUUCUUGAGGGGAAGAGCUACCUAUCAUGGCUGACUGAGAGGUUAACUGAGAGGGGAGUGAAGUUCAUCCAUCGGAAGGUGGCGUCUUUCGAAGAGGUGGCGCGAGGAGGCGUGGAUGUGAUUAUCAACUGCACCGGGGUGUGGGCCGGGGCUCUGCAAGCAGACGCCUCCCUGCAGCCAGGCCGGGGCCAGAUCAUCCAGGUGGAGGCCCCUUGGAUAAAGCACUUCAUCCUCACCCAUGAUCCCAGCCUUGGCAUCUACAACUCUCCAUACAUCAUCCCAGGUUCCAAGACCGUUACGCUCGGAGGUAUAUUCCAGCUGGGGAACUGGAGCGAGCUAAACAGCGUCCAUGACCACAACGCCAUUUGGAAGAGCUGCUGUCAACUGGAGCCUACCCUGAAGAAUGCAAGAAUCGUGGGUGAACUCACUGGCUUCCGGCCAGUCCGACCUCAGGUCCGGCUAGAAAGAGAACGCCUUCGCUUUGGAUCUUCAAGUGCAGAGGUCAUCCAUAACUAUGGUCAUGGAGGUUACGGGCUCACGAUUCACUGGGGUUGUGCAAUGGAGGCAGCCAACCUCUUUGGGAAAAUUCUAGAAGAAAAGAACUUGUCCAGGAUGCCUCCAUCCCACCUCUGAGGACUCUGUCCUUCCAGGGCAGUGAUGCUGGCUGGUUCUAACCAAGGCUGCAUGAGACAGGCGAGAUCUACAACCAUGAUGCAAUUCUUCUCACGCUGCAACGACUGUACUAAGGCUGGUCCUACUGGGUGGCAGGACCUGUGUUCAGUCCGAUACAGAGUGGUCUGGAGUCUUUUGCUUAGAACUCUGAUGAACGGUUCACGACACGAUCCAUGUCUAUUUGUAGUGAUGGAGUGAUGGGAGGAGAAGGAGGAAGAAGGGGAGG